AUGAACCAAGGAGUCUCUUUUAGGCGCUUGCUCCUGGUGCUGCAGCUGGCUCAGCUCCCAGCCGUCCUUCAAGGGAAGACUGUGGUGGUGGGCAGAGAAGGGAACACGGUGGACCUGCCCUGUAAAAGUUCCCAGGAGAAGAGCAUGUUCUUCAUCUGGAAGCUCUCUGACCAGACGAGGAUUCUGGGGAAUCAGAAUAACUUUGUGACUAGAGGUAGGAUCCCCUCUCAGUCUGAGCGGUUCAGCCGUUUUGAUUCGAGAAAAUCCUCGUGGGAUAAAGGAUCGUUUCCUCUUGUCAUCAAUAAACUUAAGAUGGAAGACGCAGGCAUUUACAUCUGUGAGGUGGAGAACAGGAAGAUAGAGGUGGAGCUGUUGAUGUUCAGAGUGACUGUCAGCCCGGGCACCCACCUGCUACAGGGGCAGAGUCUGACCCUGACCUUGGAAAGCAGCCUUAAGGACAAAGACUUCUCAAUGGAGUGCGCGUCCCCGAGGAAUGGAGAUUUCAAGAGCUCUAAAGCCAUCACCGUGCCCAACCUAAGCAUUCAGGACCAUGGCACCUGGUCCUGCAAGGUAGCCUUGAGGAAGCAAAGUGAUACAUUGUCCAUGAAGAUCUCUGUGCUGGGUUUCCAGAAUGCAUCUACCACAUUCUUUAAGAAUGAGGGGGAGGCAGUGGAGUUUUCCUUCCCCCUUAACUUUGAUGAUGAAAACCUGCGGGGGGAGCUGAGGUGGAAGACAGAGAAGGCCUCCUCCCCCCAGCCUUGGAUCACCUUCUCCCUGGAGAACAAGAAGGUGUCCCUGCAAAAGACCACGGGCAACCUCAAGCUCCAGCUGGCAGAAACUCUCCCACUCCACCUCAAGAUACCCCAGGUCUCACUUGAGAGCGCUGGCUCUGGGAACCUGACUCUAACUCUGGCCAAAGGAACACUGCAUCAGGAAGUGAACCUGGUGGUGAUGAAAUUGGCUCAGAAAGACCACGCUUUGAUCUGUGAGGUGAAGGGACCCACCUCCUCCAAGAUGCAACUGACCCUGAAGAAGGAUAAUCGGGAGGUCAAGGUUACCAAGGAGAUGGUGCUCCAAGAGCCGGCCCCUGAGGCAGGGCUGUGGGAGUGUCUCCUGAAAGAAGAGAAUAAAGUCAAGAUGAACUCCACAAUCCAGAUUUUAUCCAGAGGGCUGAACCAGAACCAGCCAAUGUUCCUGACUGUCGUGCUGGGAGGCACCUUCAGCUUUCUGGCCUUCAUCGGGCUCUGCAUCCUCUGCUGUCUCAAGUGCCGGCACCAACAGCGCCAGGCAGAACGGAUGUCUCAGAUCAAGAGGCUCCUGAGUGAGAAGAAGACCUGCCAGUGUCCCCACCGGAUGCAGAAGACUCAGAAUUUCAUUUGAGGCUGAGGCCCCUUUGCAGCCGACCACCUGCGUCUUGGCUGCUGAGGCCUGUGGACCAGAAGAAUGUAGCAGACCCAUUACUCUGGCCUCCUGCCCUCCUCUUCCAGAACUGGCCACUGCUCCUCUCUCUAUUCCCAAGCCCAAAGUAGAGCUUGCUCUCUGAUUUUCAGACACUUCAACACACUUUGUUUUUCCUAGCGCCCUUUUCAUCAAAACCUCAGCUCUUCCCUGGCUGCUGUUCAGAACCUCUUUCCAGUUGUCUGGAUCUAAGGGCAGUGCCCAGAACCAAGCAUGGGUGGUGGGGCUGGCGUGUGGAAAUAUUCAGCACAGUUCACAAGAGAGGGCCCUGGGACCAGACUGAGUGGGGACUUGUGUCAAUCAAGGCACAGAUGGAGACCCAAAGGCUGCUGAAAUCAGCCUCAGCUCCCCAUACUGCCUGCUUCUCACUUUGUGAGAAGACCAGACUCACAUUCUGGCCAGUGCACCAACACACACCCAGGCCACAUACCUCUGCGCAUAGCCAUACACUUAUCCAUAGUUAAAUAAGCCAGUUUAAUGUCCUU
Messenger RNA from Microtus ochrogaster (prairie vole), 1943 nucleotides. RefSeq names its product CD4 molecule (gene Cd4). The record is from RefSeq and is a predicted model, not a curated record. Gene Ontology annotation, cellular component: membrane. Bases 1 to 1380 code for a protein of 459 amino acids. Gene Ontology annotation, molecular function: coreceptor activity. Gene Ontology annotation, biological process: cell adhesion; immune response. The transcript has 9 exons. NCBI's taxonomy places the organism in Eukaryota, Metazoa, Chordata, Mammalia, Rodentia, Cricetidae.